Molecule: messenger RNA, 993 nt
Organism: Phyllostomus hastatus (greater spear-nosed bat)
Lineage: Eukaryota; Metazoa; Chordata; Mammalia; Chiroptera; Phyllostomidae
Gene: ATP5F1D
Product: ATP synthase F1 subunit delta
Exons: 4
Coding region: 92-598 (168 amino acids)
Biological process (GO): proton motive force-driven ATP synthesis
Molecular function (GO): proton-transporting ATP synthase activity, rotational mechanism
Source: RefSeq, a predicted model, not a curated record
AAUCCUUCUCCCAGACGUCCCUGCGCGUCGUCCUCCUCGCCCUCCAAGCCACCCGUGUUCCGCAAGACCCUGACCACCUGCCGCUGCCGUUAUGCUGCCAGCCGCUCUGCUCCGCCGCCCCGGCCUGGGUCGCCUCGUGCGCCAGGCCCGCGCUUACGCUGAGGCUGCGGCCGCCCCGGCCCCAGCCGCGGGCCCGGGACAAAUGUCUUUUACCUUCGCAUCACCCACGCAGGUCUUCUUCAACGGUGCUAACGUCAGGCAGGUGGACGUGCCCACGCAGACCGGAGCCUUCGGUAUCCUGGCAGCCCACGUGCCUACCCUGCAGGUCCUGCGGCCAGGGCUGGUCGUUGUUCACGCUGAGGAUGGCACCGUUUCCAAAUACUUUGUGAGCAGCGGCUCAGUCACAGUGAAUGCUGAUUCGUCAGUUCAGUUACUGGCCGAAGAGGCAGUGACGCUGGACAUGCUGGACCUGGCAGCCGCCAAGGCAAACUUGGAGAAAGCACAGUCGGAGCUGUCAGGGGCAGCGGACGAGGCCACGAGGGCCGAGAUCCAAAUCCGCAUCGAGGCCAACGAAGCCCUGGUGAAGGCCCUGGAGUAGGCAGUGCGUGUCCCUCACCAGCAUCGGCAGGGAAACCGAGGUCCAGAGUAGGACGGGCUGGAACCGGCUCCCAUGGGUCCAUUAUGACUGGGUGGGGGCAACUCCUUUGGGAGGGAGCCAUGCUAGCCAACACAGCCACCAGGGGGCAGCGCAGUGCCAGUGUCUCCUACAGCACACUCCCUGAGACCAGGCCUGCUGGGUGGAGGUGAGGUCAGAGACCCUGUUCUGCCUUUGGGGGGACUUGUCCCCUGGGGGGCUGGCCUUCCACCUUCAGAGAUACCACCAACCUGACUUGCUGCCUGCCACUCUCACCUCUGUAGAGAUCUCUGCUCCCCGCCACCUUCUUCGGACAGCCUGCCACUUGGCCUGCACCCCAUUAAACACCAGGGACCCCA